This is a messenger RNA of Labrus bergylta (ballan wrasse), 4572 nucleotides long. Lineage: Eukaryota; Metazoa; Chordata; Actinopteri; Labriformes; Labridae. The record is from RefSeq and is a predicted model, not a curated record.
AUGUCAGGUAGGCGACAAUGUAACUACAGCCUUCAACAACCCACAACACCUUCAAACAAUAACACAACAGUGUACAACUUGACUACAGAGGACAGCAACAGAUCCUUACAAAACGGUUCGACUACAACAGCUAACUCAACUAUUAGCCCAUUUACAAUUACUCCCAAUACCACAGUCGGCGACAAUGUAACUACAGCCUUCAACAACCACACAACACCUUCAAACAAUAACACAACAGUGUACAACUUGACUACAGAGGACAGCAACAGAUCCUUACAAAACGGUUCGACUACAACAGCUAACUCGACAGUUAGCCCAUUUACAAUAACUCCCAAUACCACAGUAGGGUACAAUGUAACUACAGCCUUCAACAACCCCACAACACCUUCAAACAAUAACACAACAGUGUACAACUUGACUACAGAGGACAGCAACAGAUCUUUACAAAACGGUUCGACUACAACAGCUAACUCAACUAUUAGCCCAUUUACAAUUACUCCCAAUACCACAGUCGGCGACAAUGUAACUACAGCCUUCAACAACCACACAACACCUUCAAACAAUAACACAACAGUGUACAACUUGACUACAGAGGACAGCAACAGAUCCUUACAAAACGGUUCGACUACAACAGCUAACUCGACAGUUAGCCCAUUUACAAUAACUCCCAAUACCACAGUAGGGUACAAUGUAACUACAGCCUUCAACAACCCCACAACACCUUCAAACAAUAACACAACAGUGUACAACUUGACUACAGAGGACAGCAACAGAUCUUUACAAAACGGUUCGACUACAACAGCUAACUCAACUAUUAGCCCAUUUACACCUUCAAACAAUAACACAACAGUGUACAACUUGACUACAGAGGACAGCAACAGAUCUUUACAAAACGGUUCGACUACAACAGCUAACUCGACAGUUAGCCCAUUUACAAUAACUCCCAAUACCACAGUAGGGUACAAUGUAACUACAGCCUUCAACAACCACACAACACCUUCAAACAAUAACACAACAGUGUACAACUUGACUACAGCAAACAGGAACAGAACCCUAGGAAAUGAUUCAAUUACAACAAUGAAUACCACAAUAAACACUUUUACAACUUCUCCCAAUAUCACUGCAUUGUACAAUGUAACUACAGCCACCAUGAAUCCCACAACAGCUGAGAAUGUAACCACUGCUAAUGUAUUUCACAACCAAACAUCCCCACACAAUGUAACGACUGCACAUAUUGGUGAAAUACAGCAGAACACAACUGUUUCUAAUACAAACAUGACAACCUUUACUGCUGCAAGACAAGGUAAUGAAACUCUGAACAAUGUAACAACAACCCCAACGUCUGUUGUUGUCAACACCACUAAUCCUACGGUGGCUCAACUCAGCAACCAGACUGGAAAUCACACCACAGUUGGAGUGACUAACAACAUCACAACAACCAACAAAACUGAACCCAACUCCACCGCAACUACCACUGUCACUGUCCUUAAUAAUAACAAUGAAACAACGGGAAUCAGCGUCAACCUGAGUUCAACUGUGAGCAGUUUAACCGCUGACUUCAACCGAACAACCAACAUACCAAAAGUCAAUUUGACGACUACACCAGCUGAACGAGUGUCUACAACCUCUGCCACCACAACGACUACAUCUGUCAGUGGUACACUUCCAGACCAGAUAAACAAUGCUACUGCAAAGGUUUCCACAACUUCUUCAACUACAACUCUAAAAGCCACUACCCUUACCACCACAACCCUAACAAAUACUGGUACCCAAACUACCACAGUAGACCCCAAUCAAAACCAGGAGGAACAAACAAACCAGCUUCUGAAUCAAACGCAGAAUGCAUCUCAACUCACCUCCUCUGAAGUGGAACAGUUAGUUGGGCAGUUGGAGGAACUUCUGGAGGGCCCCACUGUGUCUCGAUCAGUGGGACAAAAGGCCAUCAACAUUGUCAGCAACCUGAUGGGGAGCGACUCAUCGGCCCUCUCUGCAUCUGCUAACAGGCUGAUUCGGGUGGUGGAUGAUCUGGGUCUGAAGUUGGUUGUCAGUGGUGACAGAGCGAUCCUCUCUUCAAACUCACUAGUUCUGGCUGUGAGGACUGUUGAUGGGACCAACUUUCCAACAACAUCUGUGAACAUUUUCAACACAGAUAAUGUGGAGCUCCGUGCUCUCCGCAGAUCCCGGUUCAAGAGGUCAGAUUCAGCUCUGGGGUCUGUUUUCCUGCCCUCCUCCCUCACCUCAGGUCUCAGUCCUGAACAACAGCUGCAGGCCAGCAGGGUCCAGUUCACCUUCUACACCAGAUCUACCCUCUUCCAGGACGCAACAUUAAAUAACCAAACUAUGGUCAGUCCAGUCCUGGGCUCCAGUGUGGCCAAUCUGUCAAUAAGUGAACUGACUGAGAACAUCCAGUUUACCAUCAGAAACAUCAACCCUAUACAUGAAAACCACUCAGCCUCCUGUGUAUUUUGGGACUUCACUCAGAAUGAGGGGAGAGGAAGCUGGAGCUCUGACGGCUGCUUUGUCGUCAACACUUCAGCAGAAGAGACGAUCUGCAGCUGCAACCAUCUCACGUCUUUUGCAAUACUGCUGGAUUUUUCCAGAGACACAAUAAUAGACCGUCGGCAAGCUCAGAUUCUUACAUUCAUCACCUACAUCGGAUGUGGAAUCUCUGCAAUUUUCCUUGCUGUCACCAUACUGACAUAUCUGCUAUUCGAUAAACUGCUCCGAGACAUUCCUGCCAAGAUCCUGGUCCAGCUCUGCAUGUCCCUCUUGCUCUUGAACCUGGUCUUCCUGCUGGAUGGUUGGCUGGCGCUCUACCCGGCCGUCGGCCUGUGUAUCAGCACCGCCUUCUUCCUGCACUACUUCCUACUGACAUCAUUCACUUGGGCGGGGCUUGAGGCCCUGCACAUGUACCUGAGUGUGGUCAAGGUGUUCACUCCUUACCUCAGCAGAUACAUGCUCAAGUUCUCCCUGAUGGGCUGGGGUAUUCCCCUGAUCGUGGUGAUUAUCGUUAUAGCAGUGGACAAAGACAACUACGGCCUCGUCACAUACGGGAGAAACACAGACGGCACGUCAGACGACUUCUGCUGGCUGCGUAACGACAUCGCCUUCUACGUGGGCGUGGUGGCCUACUUCCUCCUGAUCUUUAGUCUGUGCCUGAUUGUCUUCAUCAUGGUCAUGGUCCAGCUCUCCAGGAUAAAGAAGCAGAACCCUCAGAACCAGUCUCCCAACAGAGGAGUGUUGACGGAUCUGCGCAGCAUCGCCGGCCUCGUCAUCCUGCUCGGCCUCACCUGGGGGUUCGCCCUGUUCGCCUGGGGGCCCCUCUACCUACCCUUUGUUUACCUUUUUACUAUAUUCAACUCUCUGCUAGGUUUCUUUGUCUUCGUUUUCCACUGUGCUGUAAAAGAAAAUGUCCGCAGGCAGUGGAGAACGUACCUUUGCUGUGGAAGGCUACGAUUGGCUAAAAACUCAGAAUGGAGUCGGACAGCAACCAAUUACAACAGAAACACGUCGCUUGCAACAGCAUCCAGCACAGCUCCCCACUUGACCUCUCGAAGCCCCUCCGUCGCCAGCGAUGGCACCAACAGCGGUGGUUCUGUGUUUGCUGACAGCGGAAUAUCUGACGGCUCGAGCAGCGACGUCAUGCUCAACGAGAUUCACAGAAGAAAUCUGGCUCUGCAAGCUGUUGAGCAGUGACAACCAUGACGAGCUUUAAUGGUUACAAUUUUGAUCCAGCUUUAUUACAACUAAAAGGACUGUCUCAUAUAAUACAUAAUCUCCUGCGGUUUGGUACUGAAACACAGGAGAAGAUGUUAACAGGGUCCCAAGAAAAUCCUCUUCAGAAAUGAAGGGUUUUAACAGUGUAAUGAAGGAAAGAAGAGGCAGACUGAAGUAUGUCCAACAUGUGCUUCUUUACAUGAGAGGAGAACAUGUGAUCACAGAAUAAUGUAUGGUAGUGUAAGUAUGGAGAAGUUUACAGGAGCCUGUGUUUUAUGACUGAAUGAUGCACUAUUUCAUAUCUGCCGUGGCUUAGUGUGGUUGUUUUUUGCAGGUUGUUUAGCUUGUUUCAAAGCUCUGAGAAUUAUUACUGUAUGCCUUAGAUAUCACGAGAACAUUAGUGAGUCAGACAAGUUAUGUUACUGCAAGGAAUGUAAUGUAGCGUUUCAAGGCCUUUUUUUUGUCUCUUUUGUCGACGAACGCGUGGAAAAAAUUAAGAUUUUUCUGCCUUCGUUGACCUUUAACUCUGUUGUUCUGUAAGAGUCACAAUUUGUGAUUUUACAUCCCCUAUUUCUGGGGGUGAGUUUAAAAAAAACAAUUUGAUCAUAUCUGUCACUGUAACAGUAUUUGAGGGUGUAUUCAUCCUUCUUUGUUAGAUAUUGCUUUGUUUGGCAACAGCACAGUUUUGAUAUUAGACUCAGAAUAGUUGCCUCUAUGCUUUUUAGGAGAUGUUUAUUAAGUGUAAAAUAUGAAAUACUGUAAGAGAGUGGAGAGUAAUGAUUGAUUUCUCGACCUUUUUUAAUAAAUGCUAAAUGCAUGCGCUGAGAGGAGAGCUAAUAAAACUUUAACUCAUUA